Messenger RNA from Lineus longissimus, 2414 nucleotides. RefSeq names its product coiled-coil domain-containing protein 93-like. The coding region runs from base 30 to 1937 and encodes 635 amino acids. The record is from RefSeq and is a predicted model, not a curated record. NCBI's taxonomy places the organism in Eukaryota, Metazoa, Nemertea, Pilidiophora, Heteronemertea, Lineidae. The transcript has 16 exons. Gene Ontology annotation, biological process: Golgi to plasma membrane transport.
AGCAGUUGACGGUCUGCCACCUACUGAAAAUGGCUAGUGGGAGUGUUUUGGAAGGCAGGUCUCGCAGAGGGUCACAGUUGACCACUGUUUAUGAUGCUGAUGGAAACCUAGUGGAGGCAGAGAGCCGAGAAGAUGAAGAACAGAACAUCAAACUCGUUCAGACGAUCGAACUGCUGUUGGCGGCCGGCUACUUCCGCGCUCGUAUCAAAGGCUUGUCCCCUUUCGACAAAGUGGUUGGAGGCAUGACUUGGUGUAUCACCACGUGUAGUUACGACUUGGACGUAGACUUGCUCUUUCAGGAGAAUUCUACAAUCGGUCAGAAGAUUGCACUGACUGAAAAGAUUGUGGCAGUUCUGCCAAGAAUGAAGUGUCCGCACCGAAUUGAGCCGCAUCAGAUCCAGGGUUUAGAUUUCAUCCACAUCUACCCUGUGGUGCAGUGGCUGGUGAAGAAGGCAAUUGAGACGCGUGAGGAAAUGGGUGACUACAUCCGAGCGUUUUCUGUCUCACAGUUCAACAAGAAUCACAGUAUGCCUGAGGAUGACAUCUUCAAGGAAAUCAAGGACAAAUCAGUCGCAUCUCUGUCUGCAGUGAAGGAUUUGUACAAACCAACCAGAAAGUACCGUCGAACUCACACUGCUAGCUUGCUGGAGGAAGAGAGUAGGGUGCAGUCCACGCUACUAGAAUAUGGAAGGCGCCAUGGUUACAGUCGUGAGUUGAAGACAGAGGAUGAUAAAUCUGCUGCAAAGAAGGCUGCUGCUGGCGGUGUUGGUGGACAGGAGGAUGAUGUGUUGGAAGGGGAGAUAAGACAAGAAGAAGAGCGUCGAAUCAAAGCUCUGAUGAGUGGCAUGGCGGCAGCCGGCACUGAGGGUAAACUGACAGCAAGUGCUGUAGGAUCGAUCGUCGGAAUGCAAUCACAGGAGAUCCACCAGAUCGCUUCAGAAUAUGCGGACAAGCGUACAGAGGUUCAGCAUGCUGAGCUGGAGGGGUCGAUUGAGAGAGAAUCCAAGCUGAGUGGAGCUCAACAACACAAGAGGACGGUCAAUGCUAUGAACAAGCAGAUCGCACAGCAGAACACCAAGAUGGAACAGAUCCAGAGCAAACAUGCCGACCUUCACAAGACGUACGUUGAGAUGCAGCAGAAACUGGAAGAGGCUCAAGCUUACGGUGCAAGAAUCGACAAUGAAAUGGAGGUGUUGAAUCAAAUGGAGACGGAAGAAAACCAAGGAAUCCUGCAGAAGUUACGUUCUCUGGUGGCUAUGAAUGAGAACCUCAAGAAACAGGAAUACCAGUUCAAGGCACACUGCAAGGAAGAGAUGGCGCGCCUUCAGGAGAACAUUGAGAAGUUAAAGGCUGGGACGGAUGAUGAAUCAUCGGAGGACAUGGAGAGAAGUCAACUCAUUGAGAAACAAUACCAGGCAGACAAGGAGAAGCUCCAUAAGAUACGGCUGCUGCUGGCAAGGAAAACGCGGGAGAUCUCUGCUCUCCAGCGUAAGAUAGAUGAGGUGCCGUCACGAGCAGAGUUGAGUCAGUACCAGCGGAGAUUCGUCGAGCUCUACAACCAAGUUGCUGCCACCCACAAAGAGACGAAGCAGUUCUACACUCUGUACAACACGCUGGCUGACACCAAGCUCUACCUGAACAAAGAGGUCAACCUGCUCAACUCCAUACACGAUAACUUCACACAAGCGAUGUCAUCUGCUGCCAACAAGGAACAGUUUCUGAAGCAGUUUGAACAGAUCGUCGAAGGUAUCAAACAAAACAGAAUCAAGGUGGAGAAAAAGAAGCAAGAUGAGAAAAUGAGGAGAGAUGCGUUGAACGAUCAGCAUCUAGAUCUGGUCGAGAAACAGAGGCUUUACUUCAAGACAGUCAAGGAAUUCAAAGAGGAAUGUCGAAAAAAUGAGAUGAUUCUGAACCAGCUGCAGACACGAGGCUCUUAAUGAACAUUUCCGCGAUCUUGCUUGAACCUGGUACAUUCCAGGGAACUAGUCGAAGAUGUUGGGCGAGAGAUUUCAGUCGGUUGCGGCAUGGCUCUGCCAUGUCAACCCAAAACAUAGAAUGGUCCAAAUCAUACUAAAUUUGCCUUGUAACUCUUCUACUACUUCUAACGUCAGACGAAAUAAUAACACCAUGUAUGUAAAUCAUCGUCAUGAUUCCAAUGAAAGAGAAAUGAUAAUACCCCUAACAUUCGGACGACAUGAGGGAAUUACAGGUUAUAGAAAUGGAGGGCAUGAAAUGACAAAAUAUCAUGAACAGUGCUCUUUGAACUGGAAAAUUGAGAAAAUGCUCAAUGUACUUUUGGAUUCUUGUCAUCAGGUGUCUUGAUGCCAUGUUUGAUGGAGACUGUUAGACGCUAUCAUGUUAUGGAUGUGACAUUCUAUAUCCUUAUCAGUAGAAUAUGGCUGGUUUGCAAAAGA